AUGCGAAAGCUAUAAUCAUAAGGAGAUGUUAGCAAGCCUAUGAAUCGAAGAUUGCUGGGAGAGGAAGAAUACCCUAAAGUUAUACCUGAAAAAGAUAAUGAUGAAAAAGAUGAAGAAUCGUCAGUUUCAUCAGGAGAAGAAAAUAUACCAAUCAAGGACUAGAUCAGAAUGGGCGCUCUCCAGAAAUAUUAAAAGUAUACUGUUGUUGAGACUACUGGCUCUUACUCACUGAACUAAGCUAACUUAUUUUACUUAAAUUUCCUAAAUGAUAAAGGUGAUGAUGCAUAAUACAAUAAACAGGAUAUAGUCUAUUAAAAGUACAUUUAUUCGAGAACAUAGCUGAAGGAAAUUGGUAAAAAAUCUAUUGAUAAUUACUUCAAUCUCGUAAGCAACUAAGCUAUUGAGGAAUAUAACAUUUAUGACGAUAAUGGCAAACCAUUAAAAGUUAUUGCCAGAUAUUUCUAUAUGGAUAGCCAGUAUGAUGAUGGUGAAAAACUAUUCGACCUAAUUGAAAAAGGGUCAUAUGGUAUGUUUGAAGAUGAUGCAAAGCUUAAUUAAAUCUUGAAUGAUACUUCAAUGUUUACUUUAACCUACAAAGUUAAGAAUCUGAUCCCUGAAGAGGCACCAGCUACUGCUAAUUGCUAUCUCUGGGAAAUCCAAUAACAGUUUAACUUUUAGGAUAGAGGCUAUAUUCAGCUAUAAGUUUAGAUGCAGAGAUCAAUUUGCUCCACAGACUAUGAUAAUCCUUGGGCCAAUAUGAUUUGGAUUCCUAUUCUUAACUUAAUAUUCUCUAUGAUAUCGCUAUUUCUGAUUAUCAAAUAUCUGAGUGAUGUAGUUCAGUUGUAUAGAAGAAUGAGAAGAAAGUAUCAAGAUUAAUAGAUAGAGGAUAGACUCAUUAAAUAAAGAUUGGCAGAGCUAUAAAAAUCUGCAACUGAUAUUUCUCAAAAUCAAAGCAUAAUUAGGCACAGUUAAAGUGUUGAUUAUCAAAGAAGAAAUAGCAGUAUGAGCAGUAAUUAUCAAAAUUUGUAGAGAAUGAAUUCACAGUAUUUGGAAUAAGUUAGUAGCCCAAGGUAGUUAAGGUUAAAACAACAAUAAUCACCUCAAAACUACAACAGGAUAAGUACUAAUGAAAGAGAAGCUAGAGCUACUGCAAACUUUGCAGGUCAAAAAAGAGAUUUAGAAAGAUAGGAUUCAAUAUUAGCAAAUGCUUACAGGAAUUCAAAUCGAUAAACAGAUAAAUAAUAGAGUAAAAGGAUUCUUGGAGAGUAUGAAGAAAAAGUUCGAUCAAGAUUAACUGAAAAAAUUAAGGGGAAGAGAGAGUUAAAUUUAGAAGCAAAUGAAAGUGUUGAGAAGAUGGAUGAGUAAAUAGAUUACUAAUUCAAUUGGGAUGACUUAACAUUCUAAGAUAAAGCCAAGUUGUUUAAGUAUUGGUCAUUAGUAACUCUUUUCGCAAAUAUCAUCCAGAUAUUUGCUGCUCUUUUCUUUAUAUUCAAGAGCUACUUUGGAUUGCAUAUCUCUGAGUAUUUAUGUGGAUUUGGAUGCAUGUUCUCAUGGAUUUCAUUGAUAUAGUAUCUUGAAUACUAUUCUGAGUAUUCAUUUAUUAGCAAAACACUAAGUGUUGCGAUUCCAAACAUUUUCAAAACUAUUGUCGGUGUUCUACCCCUCUAUGUAGGUGUUGUCUUACUUGGGUGUAUUUUAUUUCCAGGUUCUCAAAGAUUCUAGUCUUUUUCAUAUGCCUCUAUGAACCUAUAUUCCAUCAUUAAUGGAGAUGAACUCUAAGAUACUUUCAGAGACCUGCAAUCAGUUGGAUUCCUGAUCGCUCUAAUCUAUCUAUACAUAUAUGUAUUCUUUGGCUACGCAGUUAUCGUUAACAUGUUUAUUGCUAUUAUUGAAGAUGGAUUCAUGGAUACAAAAUAUUCAUCUAGGUUUGAUUGGUUAAAGAGAAAUAAUGGAAUUGGGGCAGAUUCAUCUAAAAAAGAUGGUGAUGAUAAAGAUGAUGAUGAUGAUGACAAGGGCGAUAAAAAAGACAGUAUAGUAUCUCCUUAGAGAAAGCUUAGCUUUGAAAACAGUUUCGAUAGGACUAACGGUAGUAUUUCACUUAACAGCAAAAAUUUGUAAUUUUAUAAUUGUCUAUAUUUAUGUGUAAUUAGUGAAUCACAACUAAGGCAAGAAAAAAGUAUAAAAACAUUGCAGUCAAUCUUAAAUUUUGAAGCAGACAAGUGGAAGAGAAAGAAAUCAAUCUUAAUUGGAAAUCAGAAGACAGCUAUUAACGAGAAUAGUAUGAUAGAUAGCAAUAAACAAUCAUUAGUCAAUUCAAAGAUAGAAGAAUAGAAGUUAAGAGAAACUGAAGCUAGGCAAAAAAGAUCUCAAUUAAAUGAGGAUUAGCAAGAAAUAUAAGAAAGAGCUCACGGAAUGGUGGUGUUUUACUGUAUUAAGAUAAAGAAGGAUUUGGAGAAUCUGGAAAUUGAAUAUGAAAAAUUGAGUAAAUUGGUAGAGAAUGAGAAAGAUUAUGAAGUAAUAGUUAUGAUUGAAAAUGAAAAGUAAAGUGUCGUUGAUCUAAUUCAAAACCAGAUAACAUAGUUUGAAAUCAUCAUUGAGGAAAUAAAUAAUAUGUGA
Stylonychia lemnae is the source of this 2616-nucleotide messenger RNA. Lineage: Eukaryota; Ciliophora; Spirotrichea; Sporadotrichida; Oxytrichidae. The record is from the annotation of a GenBank genome assembly.